ACGGCGGCGGGAGCCGGGAGCCGGGGCCGCGGCUGGAGCCGCGCAGGGGAGCGGGAGCGGGGAGCGGAGCUGCCCCGCGGGGCGGCUGCGGGCGGGAAGGUGCCGCGCUGCCGGAGCAUCCCGAGCGGGGCAUUCCGAGCCGGAGCAUCCCGAGCUGCUUUUAGAAGGAGAUCGACACUCCGGGUGUGGGGUGUUUUUUCCUGCCUCUGCCCUAACCCGGCGCGUGUUGUUCGUGCUCUCGGUGCCAGCGGAGCCUCGGCGAGCACGGCUGCCCGCGGCCGAGCGCUGCUGCCCACACGCUCCCGCAGCGCCGGGGCCGCCCGCUGCCGCUGUCCGGCGCCGAGCGGUGCCGCGCCGGCUCAGGCGGGUCCCCGGCGGGUUUGGGAAGCUGCUGUGCGCUCUGGAACAGCUCCCGCCGCGCCUCGGCCGUGCUGCUGCUCCGAGGGAGCAUCCUUAGCGGUUUGCCUGUCCUGUGCCGUAACCAAGGGCAUUUGAUUUCCACGAGCGUUUAACCGAGGGACUUUUCUCAGCAUGCAGUCCCUUUAGAUUUGGACGUGAUCACCAACCGCAUCCUCUGCAUUGGACAUUUGGCUUCUAUUUCCAUAUCUUCCUGCUUUUCUGAAGGAUAAAAUCUUAAAUUGUCCUGGACUUGAGCAGUAAAAGAUAAACUCAUUCACUGACUGACUUGUCAUCUCACCAUUAUGAUGGAAAAAUGUUCGCUUAAAAUAAACCCUUUUUAUGCCACUAAAACUGCCUUCAAACACAAGAUUUGUUGUAAUUUUUAAAACACAAACCCAGCAAUGUCAGAACCCAACCCUUCAUCUGGAUUUGUUGGAAAUAUGGAAAAUGGGACUUUUCUGGAGCUGUAUCCCACAUCCCUUUCAACUUCAGUGGAUUCAUCACCUGGCCGUUUAUCCAAUGUCUAUGUCUAUGUUUCUAUAUUCCUUAGUCUCUUAGCUUUUCUCCUUUUGCUACUGAUCAUUGCACUUCAGAGGCUGAAAAACAUAAUUUCUUCCAGUUCCUCCUACCCUGAAUACAAUAGUGAUGCUGGAAGUUCAUUCACUAAUUUAGAGGUUUGCAGUAUUUCUUCCCAGCGCUCUGCUCUCUCAAACCUUUCUUCAUGAAAAUAAAUGAAAGAAAACAUACAGGAAAUGGAAGAGCUUUGUCUAGUUUCUUGAGGAACUAGUGCAUGUAACAUUUGCCUUAGAAGACUAUUAUCAAGAGGUGUUUUUAAAAGUUUCUUUAUUUUUUUCCCCUUUCCUUUUCUAGUUUUCAUUUCCCUUUUAACUAAUUUUCAUUUUGGACAGUGGAUAAUGAAUAAUACCUGAUCAUCGUUUCUUGCCUGUACUAGUGAUGCUCUUUCUCACGCAUAGACGGUGUUUGUUAAGAGUAUUCCUGCUAAAUUGUAAUACACUUCUAACUAGAUGUGUCAUUUUUCUGCUCUAAUUGUGACCCAUUCCCUGGUCUUGUAUCAGCAAUAUGCUGACUGUAUUUCUUUUCCUUUUUUAAUUAUAUAAGGACUUAUGGAUGAAAUCCCUAUUGCAAAAGUACAAAAAAUCUGCUUAAAUUAUAAAUAUUAGGACAACUUAAAGUUGUUGAUAUAUUCCUUUUUUUUCUUUUUAGUUUUUCACAUCUUUUUCAGUGUUUGUUGAUGUUUAUAAAACAUAACUAAUUCUUGAAGAAUGUUGCUUUUGUUUAUUUGUACUCCCAGCUCGUUCUGUAUAAAGUUGGUAUUUCAGUUUUUGAGUCUCUUUGGUUAACUUAGUAAAGCAACUACAAUAACAAUGCUC
Molecule: messenger RNA, 1790 nt
Organism: Passer montanus (Eurasian tree sparrow)
Lineage: Eukaryota; Metazoa; Chordata; Aves; Passeriformes; Passeridae
Gene: SERTM1
Product: serine rich and transmembrane domain containing 1
Exons: 3
Coding region: 801-1124 (107 amino acids)
Cellular component (GO): intracellular membrane-bounded organelle
Source: RefSeq, a predicted model, not a curated record